Messenger RNA from Talaromyces stipitatus ATCC 10500, 772 nucleotides. RefSeq lists its product as uncharacterized. Bases 65 to 772 code for a protein of 235 amino acids. The record is from RefSeq and is a predicted model, not a curated record. The transcript is spliced from 2 exons. Lineage: Eukaryota; Fungi; Ascomycota; Eurotiomycetes; Eurotiales; Trichocomaceae.
GCUCAAUUAACUAAACAAUUUUAUCUUGAGAAAUAGUACGAUACCUGAUAGACUCUUGGACGAAAUGGGCACUAAUGACCAGCUUCCUUCUCAACAAAUUGUGUUUCAUGACAAUGGGGACAGGGAGGAAAUACAACGAGAGCUUAGUCAUAUACUCAACAGCAUCCAACAUGAUAUCACACUACAAGGAGUCUUGUCCAUUGGCAAAGAUGGAGUUUUACGCUCCCUGACAGCCGAUCGGAAGGUCGUCGAUGCUGUUGGGCUGCGACCUGAGCUGAUCAAAGCCAUGCUUGACCGCAUGCCAUUUGACUCGCAAAACGAAGCAAACUAUCGCGGAGUUGAUGGUACUAAAGUCUCGGAGGAUCAGUGGUUUCAUCCCGACAAGGAUCUACUCCCGCCACCAUUACGUGAGGAGAGAGUGAAAGGACCUUUGUCAGAGGAGCAGUUAGAGAGAAAUCGCGAGUGGCUCCAGCGGAGGGCUGAGAGAAAGGGCUGUCCCAUCCAUCCCUGGGUAGCUGGGUUAAAGACGAAGAGGGCCGGAAGCGCGAUGGAGGAAGAUCCGGCCGUAAUGACGCGCGUAGGACGCGUCGUAGUGCCGUCAACGAGAGCUCGAGAAGCUCUGGAAGGUGCUGACAGCACCGAUGCCACCACUGCGACUAGGAGGACGGCGUCAAAAGUGAAGCCAACUGCAGUGAGGAAGGCUGCUAAUCAGAUUGAGGAGAGACAGUGCGCUCAGGACGAAAACCAAAUGAUACUUAGAAAGAUGUGUUAG